CUGGGCUUUGGUUUACCUAGAGUCGUAAAGGCUGGAGAGCGGAGUCAUACUUGCAUGCGGGGCUGUUGGAAUUUCCCGAAUGCGAGCCUGCCGGAGCCCCAGCCUUCCUGAGCCUGAAAUCUCUGGACCUAUCUGUCAGACCAAAACCAUUGGACAGCCAGCUAGUCUCUCUUUGGAGAACAGUAUCCUGACCCAGCCAUCCAGCCUGCAGAGCAGAUCGUCGGGCUAACCACUUGCUUCAGUGCCUCUAGCCAUCCCACGUGACUGAGGCUUCCUUGAAGAGCAUGGAUACCAGAAACCACCUCCUCUCAGAACCUGCAGCCUGGAAGGCCCAGGACUUCACUCUGGGCCACUUCACCAAAUGGCCUAAGAGAACUCUGGAAGCAGAACCUGCACACCAAUCCAAAACUCUGAAGAGGCAAGAUUUGGAACUGUUUGGACGGCCAACCGUUCUCUCUCUGGAGAACCGCAUCCUGGCCCAGCCACCCAGCCACCUGCUUCAGUGCCUCCAACCAUCCCACCUGACCAAGGCUUCCCUGAAGUGCUUGGACACCACUAACCACCUCCUCUCAGAGCCUACAGUUUAUAGGAACCAAUGUUUCCUUUUGGCACCCCGCCUAGGAGGGACCCUGGAUUAUUGUGCCAUGUGCCCCAAGGGGACUCUGGAAGCAACUACAUCUCUGGAAACCUGGCCCAUCUCCAGAGAAGAGCAACAGCAGCAGGAGGAGGAGAAGGAGGAGGAAAAGCAAGUGGAGGAAGCAAUUCCUCUUUACAACCUAAGUUUGGGGGAAGAAAGGGUAUCAGAAGAGGUGACUCUGGAGCUUGCUCCCAGGAACUCUGAUGCCAAACUUGAGAAUAUGGACCAGGAUUUGCAGUUCAUGAAGAUGCGGCUAAUCACCAGGCUGUGCAGUGCCCUGUCUUCCAAGGCAAACCUACUGAAGGCUGAAGACCACACCCGGCUAUUCCUGCUUCAGAUCUGCACAGACCUUUCCCUUUUAGAGCCGGAGUUCAUUCUCAAGGCAUCCCUGUAUGCACGACAGCAGCUCAAUGUUCGAGAUAUAGCCAUCAUGGUCCUAGCCAUAGCUGCCUACCUACCUGCUUGUCGUCCUUAUGUGCGGAGAUAUUUCUGUGCCAUUGUCCAGCUCCCUUCUGACUGGAUGCAGGUGGCCCAGUUUUUCCAGAACCUGGCCAGGGAGCCUGAUAAGAAGCUGGUACCUAUGCCUGCCUGUCUCCGUGCUGCCAUGACUGACAAAUUUGCCCAGUUUGACGAGUACCAGUUGGCAAAAUACAAUCUUCGGGAACACCGGGCUAAGAAAAGACACCGGCGCCCUCGACGUCCAAAAUCAGAAAAAGUGUGCCAAAAGAAGUGGUACAAGUCAGCUAUAAUAUACAAGACCUUCAAUCUUCAUCAACAAGCAUUUAUGAAGGCCUAUGAUACUGAGCCAGUGAAAAAGAAGCCAUCAGAUUUUACACUGAAGAAGUUGAUACAGCGAUUGCAUAUCCGGGAUCCUGUACAGAAUGUUAAAGCCCUACUGGGCUGCAGGUACCCUUCAGACCUGUGCUCCUUCUCCCGGAGCCGUCUACCUGGUCCAUGGGAUUCCAGUAGAGCUGGGACUCGGAUGAAGCUUCCACUGCCAGAAACCUGGGAUCGAGAGCUGAGCGAGAAGGGAAACAAAGCCUCUGUCUGGGAGGGGCUCAUUGACAGUGGGAAGUUGCCCUACAUGGCCAUGCUAAGGAACCUAUGCAGCCUGCUCCGAGUGGGAAUCAGUGCCAGACACCAUGAACGCAUCAUACAGCUAUUGGAAUGCAAGGAAUCAGUGAUCCACAGCCGGCAGCUUCCAUUCCGAUUUCUUUCUGCCCAUACAUCCAUCAGUGACCUGAAGAAGCAACUUCAAGACUCUGGGCCAAUCCCCCGUAAAGUGGAUAUAAUUAAGAACUUAAUAGAAAGACUGAGGAAGAAAGGACAGAUACCAAAGUUACAACAGCAAUUGACUAAUGAAGACCUUCAGUUUGCAAUGUUGGUGCCUGUGCUAUAUGAGCACUUCAAGCGGGAAAAGCAUCGGCUGACCAAGAUUAACCAGUGGGUUCGAGACUGGAAGAUGAUGAAGCGCUACCAACAGGCCCUGGAAACAGCUAUGAACCUAUCUGUGCAACACAACUUGCCCCCGUUGCCUGGCCGCACCCUGAUUGUCUGUAAUCCAGGUCGACCCCAAGAUAAUAAAAGGAAUCUCCCGAGUCAUGCGCUACUAUUGGUUGCGAUGGUGAUGGCCUGUGCUGAGCAGGCUGAGCUAUUACUUUAUAAAGAGCAAACUUUGAAGAAAGCUGUGGUUAAUCCAGAGGAGGGCAUCCUGAAGACUGCAACUGAGCUCAAGACACAGAUAGAGGACAUGUCUGUAGAGACAUCUGAAUCAAUUCAUCAUCCAUUUGCCAUUUAUAUACUGGACAUGGUCACAAAGCGGGUGCCGAUAGACACAAUCAUCUUUGUUGGUGACACCAUGGAGGACAAGGAGUUUAUGUCUGCCAAGGAAUUCUUCUGGCAGCGUGUGAAUCCCAAAUGCCUUUUUGUUGGAGUUGAUUUAACUGGGAAUCAUGUUGGUUCACUCAGUAUAAACCCCAAUGAUGUCAUCCUCACAGGCUGCACCGAUGGAAUACUGAAAUUUAUUUCAGAGCGUGGGAUGUCUCGUCUCCUGGAACAUGUGGACCAAAUGGAUAAGAUAUUCAAGAUCCCAUCCCAGAAAGGGGAGGUACAAACUCCACCUGACAGGCCCUUAGAAGAGAGGGUACCAGGACCCCUGGCCCCUCUUCCCCAGCAUAGCUGGCGCAGUGUCCGUAUUUUCAUUUCAUCUACUUUCCGGGAUAUGCACGGGGAACGGGACUUGUUGCUACGCUCAGUGCUACCUGCCUUGCAGGCCCGUGCAGCCCCCCACCGCAUCAAUAUACGUGGCAUUGACCUGCGCUGGGGAGUUACUGAGGAGGAGACCCGAAAAGACAGACAAUUGGAGCUCUGCUUAGGGGAGGUGGAAAAUUCUCAACUCUUUUUGGGGAUCCUGGGCUCCCGCUACGGCUUUGUUCCUCCCAACUACAGCCUCCCUGACUAUCCACACUUCCGUUGGGCAAAGGAUUAUCCAUCUGGCCGUUCUGUGACUGAGAUGGAAGUGAUGCAAUUUUUAAGUCGAGGUUCCCGCCACCAGUGUUUCUCCCCAGCUCUCAUCUACCUAAGAGACUCUAGCUUCCUCAGUUCUGUGCCAGAUGCCUGGAAAAUUGACUUUGCCUCUGAGUCAGAAGAAGCUGCAGAGAAAAUCUCAGAAUUGAAGAGCUACCUGGACAAACAGGAGGGUGUCACCUGCCACAGGUACUCAUGUGUGUGGGGUGGGGUGGCAGCAGGCCGUCCAUAUGUGAAGGGCCUGGAAGAGUUUGGGCAGAUGGUGUUCCAGCAUGUGUGGGAGCUGCUCCAGAGACUCUAUCUACAGCUAGAGUCAGGACUGGAAGACUCCGAAUCCAAUCAGAAUGAUGACACUGUGCAGUCAGCCUUUCAGCAGCUCCGGUGUCCACCUAGUCCAGCUCGGCCCAGCCUCCUGAAGGACACUGUCCAGCAGCUCCAACAACGCAGUGGUAGUCUGUGCCUAGUGACUGGGGAAGCUGGACAGGGCAAGACAGCUUUUCUGUCGUCCCUGGUAUCAGCCUUACAGGCUCCCGGUGAGGUCACCAAGGGCUUCCAAGUAUUCUUCCACUUCGUUGGAGCCCGUCCUGAUCAAAGCUAUGUUCUCACCUUGCUCAGAUGCCUCUGUACUUACCUGAACCAACAGCUGCAGUGUUCCGUGCCUCUCCCAACUACCUACCGGGGACUGGUGUGGGAGCUACAGACCCUGCUUCCCAAAUCUGCUCAGUCGCUAUGCUCUGGCCAGACUCUGGUGCUGGUAAUUGAUGGAGCUGACCAGCUAGUGGACCAAAGUGGUCAACUGAUCUCAGAUUGGAUUCCAAAGAUCCUGCCUCAGAAAGUCCACCUAGUCAUGAGUAUGUCAGCAAGCACAGGAUUGGGAGAUAUCCUUCAAUGUCGCCGAGAUGCUCACAUCGUGGCCUUAAAAUCCCUGGAACCCACAGCACGAGCCCAGUUGGUGAGGCAGGAGUUGGCCCUGUAUGGAAAGCGGCUGGAGGAGACACCCUUCAAUAAUCAGAUGCGGCUGUUGCUGGUAAAGCGAGGGUCAGCUCUGCCUCUUUACUUGCGCCUGGCCACUGAUCACCUUCGUCUCUUCAUACUAUAUGAGCAGAUGUCUGAGAAACUUCGGACAUUACCAGCCACGGUGCCCUUGCUACUACAGCACAUGCUAGGCAUCCUGGAGCAGGAGCAUGGCUCUGAUGUUUUGCCUCUUGCCUUAGCUGCCCUCCAUGUCACACGCAGUGGUCUAACAUUGGACCAGUUUCAUGGGGUGAUAAGUACGUGGCGGGCACUACCCUUGGAGACUACAGGUUGGGCAGAAGCUAUGGCUGCUAGAAACAAAGGAGACCCUUAUCCUAUGGGUUCCUUUACCUACCUUGUCCGGAGUCUGCGCAGCUUGCUGGGAGAAGGUUCUCUGGAACUUCCUGGAGCACGACUGCGCCUUCCUCCUGGGCCCCUAAAUUCAGCAGCUGAACUGCGCUAUAAGAGGAGACCUGGACUGAAGAACACAGCACAUGUCCUCAUUGCAGUUCAGCUCUGGAGGAUGUGUGACCCCGAUGCCUCGGGUACCUUCCGUAACUGCCACGCUGAGGCCCUUAAUGACCUGCCCUACCACCUGGUACAGAGUGGGAACCAUUCCCUGCUUGCUUCCCUGCUUACCAACAUCAAUGUUAUGGCUGCCUACCUGGAACUGGGCCUACUCUCCCAGCUGGGGGAGGCCCAUGCCCUCUAUGCAUCUUCUGUCCCUGUGGAUGAGCUAACACCCUCUGAGCCAGAUGUUGCCACAUUCCACACAUUCCUAAAGCAGCAAUACAAGCUCCUCACCCAGUACCCAGCACUCCUGGCCCAGCAGGCAACCAACCAGCCCUCUGACUCACCCAUCUGCCAGCAAGUUCCAAAGCUUGCCCAGCAAUGGUUCUCUCAGCCCAUCUUGCGCUGGCUCAACAAGCCCGAGUCCAUGGGAGCUCAGCAAAGUUCCAGCCUGUCUCUGGCACUUCCCUCGACUCCUACAGCUGUGGGUCUUUCCCCCAAUGGACAACGGGCGGUGGUGGCUACCGCCAGUGGGAUUGUUCACCUGUUGGACACAUGUACCUGGCAGGAGGAGAAGUCCAUAGUGAGUGGCUGUGAUGGAAUCUCUUCUUGUUUAUUCCCCUCGAAUACCACUCUCUUCCUCACAGCCAUGGAUGGUCUCCUGGAGCUCUGGGACCUCCAGGGUGGUUGGCGUGUUUUCCAAACCAGAGCCCACCAGCUCCAGAUCACUGACUGCUGCCUGAACCCUGAUCGCCGGCUACUGGCCACCGUGUCCCUAGAUAGAUAUCUCAAGCUGUGGGACACCAUUAAUGGAAAGCUGGAUGCCCAGCACUUGUCCCAGAAGCCCCUGAACUGUGUUGCCUUUCACCCUGAGGGACAGGUGAUCAUCACAGGAAACUGGGCUGGGCGCCUAAGUGUCCUACGAGUGGACAGCCUCAAAGUGACCAUGGAGCUGGGGGAACCAGGGUCCUCAGUCCAUACUGUGACAUUUGCCCCUCCUGGGUCAGUCUUGGCUGCCAGCCGUCUGGAUGGGACUGUUGAACUGUGGGCUUGGCAGAAGGGAGCACGCCUAGCUACCUUCCCUGCCCACCAAGGAUAUGUUGCUUCUGCUCUUUUCCUAAAAUCUGGACGCCAGCUGCUAACUGCUGGAGAGGAUGGCAAGGUACAGGUGUGGUCAGGAUUCCUGGGCCGGCCCAAGGGGGCUUUAGGCUCCUUGCCCCUCUCACCUGCCCUCUCUGUGGCAAUCAGUCCAGAUAGGUCUUAUGUGGCUGUUGGUUACCGCACAAAUGGCAUCAGAAUCUACGGUAUCUCUUCAGGUACUGAGGAGCAUCAGUGCCCAGUGUCAGACGUGGCAGUAUCUGCACUAGCCUGGUUGAACCACAAGAUCCUGGUGAGUGGCAGAGAAGAUGGGACUCUUUGGUGCUGGGUGCUUGGAGAUGUAGCUCCCCGCUGUCUCUGGCUUCUACCUGCACAUCAGAAGGCUAUAUUGGGUCUGGCUACCUCCCAGGAACUCUUUGCCUCUGCCUCAGAGGACUUUACUGUACGGUUAUGGUCACUACCGUUCCUGAUCCAACCAGAGAUGGCAGAAGCAUUCCAUCCUGGUGUAGAACUCUGUGGACACACAGGCCCCGUCACCUGCUGCAGCUUCAGCCCUGAUGGGGAUAUCCUGGCCACUGGCAGCAGGGAUCAGAGUCUUCUGUGUUGGGAUGUAAGGACGCCCGAGGCUCCUGUUCUGAUUUAUUCUCUUCUUGCUUGUCACCGUGACUGGGUCACUGGUUGCUCCUGGACCAAGGAUACCAUUCUGGUCUCCUGCUCCAAUGAUGGUUCUGUGCGGCUAUGGGACCUAGUGUCCAACCAGCAGCUUGGCCAGUUUCUGGGUCAUCAGAGUGCAGUGAGCACCGUGGUGGCUGUGGAAGAGCAUGUGGUAUCUGUGGAUCGGGAUGGAGUGCUAAAAGUGUGGGAUCUUCGUGGCGUGGAGCUGACAAGCAUUCCUGCACACUUAGGACCCAUCAGCCACUGUGUGGCCACCCAGGAGCCUCGUCCAGCCGGACAGCCUGGGUCAGAGCUCUUGGUAAUAACUGCUGGAUUAGAUGGAGCCACAAGGCUGUGGCAUCCACUGUUGGUACUUCAGACACAUACCCUUCUAGGACAUAGUGGUCCAAUCAUUUCAGCUGCAGCCUCAGAGCCCUUGGGUAUUCUGCUUACUGCCUCGAAAGAUGGUUCAGUGAGGCUCUGGCAUGUGCCUGAGAAAGUGGAAGAUACAGGUGCUGGUGAGAGGCCCACAGCCAUUACUGCUGUGGCUUGGGCUCCAGAUGGUUCCCUGGCAGUAUCUGGAAGCCAGGCUGGGGAACUAGUCCUGUGGCAGGAGGCCAAAGCUGUAGCCAGAGCUCAAGCCCCUGGUCGAGUCAGUGCCCUGUGCUGGUCCUCUCCACAAACCUUCUUUUCCCUGAUCAAUGACAAAAACGUCAUCAAGUGGCAAGUGGGAACGGCGGGCCUCGUGCCUAACAUUUUCAGCUUGGACUGUAACCUUCAACUGAACCUGCAGGAUAGGAACACUCUGAUAUCUGCUAUGGACUUGACCCCAGAUAGCUGCUCUCUCAUCUUGACAAAGCCACUUUUGGGGAUGCAGCUACUGAAUCUAGAUUCUCCUGUCUCUGAAUCCUGGUGUAAAUGCCCUUACAUUAUGCACACUCUAUCCCAUAAAGAAUAUGGUGUGUUUGUCCAGGACACUCAGGAUGGUUUACACUUUGUCUACCGGCAGAAAGAGUCGAGUAUACUGGAGCACAGAGAGACUAUUUUUCUAGAGCUGGAAAAUCCCAGAGGAACCCCAUUGUGGAUAACCCAAGCCAAGCCUGAGUCUGACUCUGCUUUUAUGUAUGCUAGCUCAGAAGGAGUCCUUUGGAACAUGGCAGAACGGACCCCUGAGGAAGACUCAGGCACCAGUAGCAUAGGGCAGGACACAGAUGAGGAACUCAAGUUCCGGAAUUUCAAGACACGGUACUCCAAGAAGAUCCAUUCAGGAUCAGUCACAGCCCUCCAUGUGUUCCCUGAACUGCUGCUGACAGCCUCUGAGGACCGAGACGUGAAGCUCUGGGAGAGACCCAACCUGCAGCUGCGGGGCCUCUUCCGUUGUGAGGGAGCAGUAAGCUGUGUGGAGCCAAGACCUGGGCCUAUGUCCACCCUGCAACUGGCUGUGGGAGAUGUCCAGGGCCAUGUGUACUUUCUGUCAUGGUAGUAAGAUGGUUGGUCAGACAAUCAUCUGUCUGGAGACAAAAUUUGAGGAUGCCAUAAUGCCAGCUUUUCAAUAUAUUUAUUAUACAA
Dromiciops gliroides (monito del monte) is the source of this 8008-nucleotide messenger RNA. RefSeq names its product telomerase associated protein 1 (gene TEP1). NCBI's taxonomy places the organism in Eukaryota, Metazoa, Chordata, Mammalia, Microbiotheria, Microbiotheriidae. Gene Ontology annotation, molecular function: protein binding; telomerase activity; telomerase RNA binding. The coding region runs from base 285 to 7922 and encodes 2545 amino acids. The record is from RefSeq and is a predicted model, not a curated record. The transcript has 56 exons. Gene Ontology annotation, cellular component: telomerase holoenzyme complex. Gene Ontology annotation, biological process: telomere maintenance via recombination.